CCUUGUGACCGCAGGGUGGUGCUGGAGCCACUCCAGCCCUUCAUGAUGGGCAGUUGGGACCUUCUUCAUCUAGUGUUGGUGAUGAUUCUAGUAGUGAUUUAAGAGGAGCAAUGAGGGAUGGGGUAGAGGAUGAUGAUGCAGUGGAACAAUUUGGGAAUAGUGGGGAUGGUGAUGGUGAUGGUGAGGUUGACGAUGAAGAUCCAUACCAUCCUGGGCCCUCACAUGCUCCACCUCCCCCUCACCUUGCCCCCACAUCCCCACACCACCAGGGUCCUUCCCACUUUCAGAUGAAUGGGUCUCAAGGAGACGAAACGGAUGAGGAAGGAGGCAUGGCGGAGACAACUGGUAUUGAUGAAAUGAGUGGUCAUGGACAACCCUUACCACUAGCACAUCCUGCAGGUGAACCAGGAGGCGAUGAUGAUGACAUUGAUGACGAUGAUGACGAUGGACAUGCUCCACCUCCUGAAGGGGCAUACGAUCCAGCAGAUUAUGAGCACCUCAGCGUCAGUGCCGAAAUUAGUGAGCUCUUUUCUUACAUCACCCGCUACACACCUCAGGCAAUUGAACUAGAACACCGAUUAAGGCCAUAUAUUCCAGACUACAUUCCAGCAGUUGGAGACAUAGAUGCUUUUAUAAAGAUCCCACCACCUGACGAUAAGCCAACCCUUGUUGGCCUUGAAGUGCUUGAUGAACCAAGUGCAAAGCAAAGUGAUCCAACUGUACUGGACUUGCAGCUCCGUGCUUUAGCCAAGCACACAACAGCAAAGUCUGUUCCAAUAAAGACAGUGGAAAAUGCAGAGAAGAAUCCCAAAGUUAUUGAAAAGUGGGUUCGAGAUAUCAGUGACCUGCAUAGAGCAAAACCUCCCCCGACUGUCCAUUACAGCAAGCGAAUGCCAGAUAUUGACAGUUUGAUGCAAGAGUGGCCUGGUGAAGUGGAAGAACUUCUAAAGGAAGUUAGUCUUCCAACAGCUGCAUUAGACGUAGAACUGCCUGCAUAUGUUGACAUUUUAUGUGGUAAGUACUAUAAGUGUAGACCUUUUUUUACUUGUAAAUCAGUUUAUUCAAGUCUGGUGUAAUUACCAGUGCUUUAC
This is a messenger RNA of Macrobrachium nipponense, 1091 nucleotides long. Its product is annotated as intraflagellar transport protein 46 homolog. Gene Ontology annotation, cellular component: intraciliary transport particle B; centrosome; motile cilium. The record is from RefSeq and is a predicted model, not a curated record. The transcript has 6 exons. Gene Ontology annotation, biological process: intraciliary transport; cilium assembly. Lineage: Eukaryota; Metazoa; Arthropoda; Malacostraca; Decapoda; Palaemonidae. The coding region runs from base 111 to 1076 and encodes 321 amino acids.